Messenger RNA from Hyaloperonospora brassicae, 807 nucleotides. The record is from the annotation of a GenBank genome assembly. NCBI's taxonomy places the organism in Eukaryota, Oomycota, Peronosporomycetes, Peronosporales, Peronosporaceae.
AUGCGCAUCCACGCCACCGAAAUCGUGGCUGUCGUGGCUAUCACCACGGGGAUCCUGAGUGUAUCAGAUGCUUUCAGCUUCCCUACCACAGCCGUCGAUGUCGGCGACACCGUGUUUGCCCGAAUUCGCGACAUCGAUGAUAAGGUCGACUGUCUCUCGCUCAUUGAGCAUGUGGGUGGAUUUAUCAAGUCCAUCUUCAGCAAAGCCCACCCAUCAAUCCCUGUGCUGGACCGAACUCGCAAACUAUAUGAGAAGAACAAGUGGAUUGGAAUGAAUGGUCCUGACAAAGUUCGUCGUGCCGAAGCGGAGGAGCUUACAAAGGAAAGCAUGAUGAAGUUUCGCGAUCAAGGAGCUUCCCCUUCGCUAAAACACGUUGCAGACUUCGUUGAGAAAUCGCCUGGAAGCGGGUUCGUGGCCGCGUAUGCCGAAAGACUAAAACUGUCCAAACGUGAGCCGACCGCCACGUUCGGACGUACGAUACUUGAGCACUUACCUCACGUCUGGCUUAAGAAGGGACUCUCUGCCGACGGUGUCUUCCACGAAUUGCAGUUCGAAUUCGGACGUCUCGAUUUCAUCAAACUGACGUUGCUCGAAGAAUUCAUCAAGCUCUCCAACGCGGAAAGAUCUGGUGAUGAUACGCUGAUGAAGACGCUAUUGAAGUUCUAUGGCGACUACGACUUGCAUAACCUCCUGGCCAGCUAUGUGACGAAGAGUGGGACCAAGAAAACCGCAAACCAACGGCUUCGGGAGUUGCGAGCGGACUGGGCAGAACGCAGCAUCACCAUUGAUGAUGUGGAGAUGGGAUGA